Gilbertella persicaria is the source of this 622-nucleotide messenger RNA. RefSeq lists its product as uncharacterized. Lineage: Eukaryota; Fungi; Mucoromycota; Mucoromycetes; Mucorales; Choanephoraceae. Bases 12 to 485 code for a protein of 157 amino acids. The record is from RefSeq and is a predicted model, not a curated record. The transcript has a single exon.
AAAAAAAAAGAAUGUUGACUAUCCAACUAUACAGAAUGGAAGGUCAUAUUGAGUUCCUUCGAUGUAAAAUCUGUCAAAAACAGUUUCCAAGAUAUGACCAACGUGGAUUUCGAAAUGCUGGAUUCACUACUCACCAGAACAAAUGUAUUGAGCGAGAAUAUCUCAUGAAAAACCCUGUCAUUCAGCAACAAUCUGCCCCCAAAAGGAGGAUAUUGUUACCAGCCCCUUCCAAGGACAGAAAAAAUUGGCAACAAUCAUAUGGGGUGCCUCAAUAUCAGAAUGCCACACAGACGCCCUCCACAGUCAAUGAGAACACUUUCAUUAAUGUUAGUACUAACGACUCAAGUCAUAUUGAGCAGCUGUCUGUGCCUGAACGAAUUUUCCCGAUUCUUCAAUGUGAUUACUGUGUUCCUGAAUAUGGUAUGCAUCAUUCUUCUUGUACGCUUUUAGCUGAUAUCAUUGAUCCCAAAAAUUCUGAUGCUUGACGAAAACAACAACAAGAAUAUCCUAUAAUUGGUCAUUCGUUUUUUCCCAUGCUUGUCUUUUCAUAAGCCAUCACUCGCUACUAACGUAUGCAUAGUACUAUAACAACAACUAUCAAUAUUAAGCAACUAUAUGCAAU